Hypoxylon fragiforme is the source of this 1163-nucleotide messenger RNA. Its product is annotated as calcineurin subunit B. Gene Ontology annotation, molecular function: calcium ion binding; calcium-dependent protein serine/threonine phosphatase regulator activity. Lineage: Eukaryota; Fungi; Ascomycota; Sordariomycetes; Xylariales; Hypoxylaceae. The transcript has 5 exons. The record is from RefSeq and is a predicted model, not a curated record. The coding region runs from base 383 to 907 and encodes 174 amino acids.
GGACCGUGCAGUUCGCGUUUUGAAGCUGACAGGCUGUGACAGCAAAUAAAAGGCAAUUGAAAUCUGAAUCGUCUUGCCGCCUUGUCAACCUUGACCCCACCAACCCACAUUCUCACCCAACUCGGAACCCUCCCAUCAGCCUCAUCUUCAUCCUUCGCGAACAUCACACCCACCUCUCUCUCAACCCCCAUCCAUAACCUCGGCGAAUUAUUAUAUCAUAUUGUCGCAAGCACGAUAAUUAUACACGAUCGAAUAAUACCCGCUGUUUUAUAAAUAGAAAGAAGAAGCAAAGAAUAACAAAGAGCUUCGACUUGGAUCACUACCUCUUCACCGUCUUGUACCCUUAGCUUAAAUCCACCUCCGUUCAGGAGCUUCCAGCAAGAUGGGCAAUACAACGAGCGCCGUGCUCGACAACAUCGUGCAAGGGUCCAACUUCGACCGAGAGGAGGUGGACAGACUCAGAAAGAGGUUCAUGAAGCUUGACAAGGACAACUCCGGUACGAUCGAACGAGAUGAGUUUUUAAGCUUACCACAAAUAUCAUCCAACCCACUCGCCACGAGAAUGAUAGCAAUCUUCGACGAGGACGGUGGCGGCGAUGUCGACUUCCAGGAAUUCGUGUCGGGGCUGAGCGCGUUCAGUAGCAAGGGCAAUAAGGAGCAGAAGCUACGGUUUGCCUUCAAGGUCUACGACAUCGACCGAGAUGGGUACAUCAGCAAUGGCGAGUUGUUUAUCGUAUUGAAGAUGAUGGUUGGCAGUAACUUGAAGGACCAGCAACUGCAGCAGAUCGUCGACAAGACCAUCAUGGAGGCCGACCUGGACAAGGAUGGCAAGAUCAGCUUCGAGGAGUUCACCAAGAUGGUUGAGACUACCGACGUUAGCAUGAGCAUGACUUUAGAUCAAUUCUAGAUACCAAAGCUAUACCCACUGCGUGGCCCUACGGUAGUAAUAAUGAAUCAUGAAAAUUAGGAACGUAUAUAUGGAUCAUUAAAUGGCUCUUUUCGCAUCACGUGAACUGUGAUGUGGGAGUGUUAUUGAAGUCCCAUGAGCGAGCUUAUAAUAGUAAAGAAGACGCAUUAAAGAUCAUGUAAUUCCCAUGUAUAACUCCAAACUAUAGGUACAGAAGUUCCAAGUUUCCACGGAUUAUCAUCCUACUCUCUUCGCC